GUCUGGUCUGGUCUGGUCGGCCUGGCAAGAGGAGCAGGACAAGAGAGAUAAGAGUGAGUGACUUUCACGCUUCCUCUUUGUGAAUAACGUUCCACCUCCCGGCAGAAAACAAUCAAGCAGUUUCGACAUCAUCACAGCCCAGUUUCAACUAAUAAACUCCGUUCCCCGGUAAUUACAGGCACAGGCUUUGGCUCUUUGGAGUUUACACUUUCUUCUUGUUACCUCCGGCAAACAGACAGGCGGGUUAUCGGAAAAACUCCAUCGACGAACACUCUUCUGCUUCCGUCUGACCGGAUCUGCACUGCUGGUGGUGAGCCUUUUUCUGAUUUGGGUUCGGUGUGAAUUUUGAUUAAUGGAUUGGGAACAGCAGCAGCGUCGGAAGAGGAAGCGUUUUGGCAGGUCGAGCUCGCACGCUCAGUUUUUGACUCGAAGAUCUCUGUUUCUUUGCCUUGCCUUUUUUGCUUUUCUCUUGUUUCUCUCUUCAAGUCGGUGGUUCUCGAUUGCGGCGGCGUCCUUCCGGCCAGUUCUCGAUGUCUCUUCCACCACUCUCUCCCGCUUGUCCACCUCUGCCAGCAAGUCUACACUUGACAAUUCUUUGAGCGGUAAGUAUUCGCCUUUGAGAAUCGAAAGACGAGUCCUUUUCCCAGACCACUUGCUUUUGAUGGUCACUGGCGAAUUCAGCCGAGAUGAGAAAUUGGUUUGUUUAUACCACAAAUCUGUCGCUAGAGGUUUGAAACAAGAGACUCUCGAACAGUCAGUUCUGUCCACGGACAGGUACGAUGAGUUCCGAUCAAUUGCCAGAUGUCCACUGCCACCACGGAAUUAUUCGGCCUCCGCCGUGGACUUGAGGUGGGUUGGCGUGGAAGCCGAUGACCAUUGGUUGGUCAGAAAUAGGCAUCCAGUUGCCUCGUGGGAGAGGGUGGUUUAUGAGGCAGCUAUUGACGGUGAUACGGUUGUGGUGUUUGCCAAGGGACUAAAUCUCCGACCACACAAAGAAUCAAAUCCGACUGAAUUCAGCUGCCACUUUAGACUGAGAAAUUCCAACGAUAACGGAGACUAUGUGCUUACCACAAAGGCAGUAACUGCAGCUCAAGAAAUUAUCAGGUGCUCCUUGCCGGCUGGUGUGUCGAGCACUUUAGACAAGGAAAAGGGAAUUCGGGUUACUGUGGGCCGUGGCAGUGUCAAUACGAAAGCCCACCUUCAGGUGACUCUGCCCUCAGUGGCCAGACUCUCCAACUCCAAGCUGAAUGAACUGCAAAGAAAUCAAGAAAAACAUGAGCUUUGUGUGUGCACAAUGGUGUGGAAUCAAGCAGCAGCACUUCGUGAGUGGAUUAUGUACCACGCUUGGCUUGGAGUAGGGCGCUGGUUUAUCUACGACAACAAUAGUUAUGAUGACAUUGAAGAAGUCGUCAGAGAGCUCAACCUGGAAAACUACAAUAUCAGUAGGCUGACCUGGCCAUGGAUUAAAACCCAAGAAGCAGGUUUCUCACACUGUGCUUUGAGAGCUAGAGAUGAAUGCAAGUGGGUCGGUUUCUUUGAUGUUGAUGAGUUUUUCUACUUUCCUUCAAAGUAUCGCCGUCAGCAAGAAUACCAUACUGCCGGCCGCAAUGCCCUUCAUUCUCUCAUUGCUAACUCAUCUGCUUCAACCUCCAAUUCAACUACCAUUGCAGAGAUUAGAACGGCCUGCCAUAGCUUCGGACCAUCGGGUUUAACAUCAUAUCCACCGCAGGGGGUGACACUGGGGUACACUUGCCGGCUCCAGAGUCCCGAGAGGCACAAAUCGUUUGUCCGGCCAGACUUGCUUGAUCCAACACUUCUCAAUGUCGUUCAUCACUUUAGGUUGAAACGAGGAUCUGGGUUUUUUGACGUACCAAAAAGCAAUGCUGUCAUAAACCAUUACAAGUAUCAAGUGUGGGAAACUUUUAGAGCUAAAUUUUUCAGAAGAGUAGCUACCUAUGUUGUUGACUGGCAGGAGGCACAGAAUGAAGGAUCGAAGGAUAGAGCACCUGGGCUUGGGACAGAGGCAAUCGAACCACCCAAUUGGAGGUUACAGUUCUGUGAAGUUUGGGACACCGGACUGCGAGACUUUGUCCAGACUUUGUUCUCUGAUCCUUUGACAGGAUACCUACCGUGGGAAAAAGCUUCUGGUUAACGACUCUUGGCAACCUGCAGCUUAGGGACCUGUACACAGUAAUCAUACAGCAAGCAAUUGAAUUUUUUGUUUUUUGCUACAAAAAGAAUGUUCAUCGAUUAAUUUUUUACUCCAUGGAUAUGAUACUGGUUUCGUUACAGAUUUUUAACUUACACUUUUCAGAUGUUGGAAUGAAAUUCUUUCUGAUUCAUACUUCAAA
Cucurbita maxima (winter squash) is the source of this 2351-nucleotide messenger RNA. RefSeq names its product glycosyltransferase family 92 protein RCOM_0530710-like. The record is from RefSeq and is a predicted model, not a curated record. The transcript has a single exon. Bases 353 to 2152 code for a protein of 599 amino acids. Lineage: Eukaryota; Viridiplantae; Streptophyta; Magnoliopsida; Cucurbitales; Cucurbitaceae.